AUGUACGCAGCCUGCGCCUGGGCUCCGGCCACCAGAAAAUUGGGUAUCCAGAAACACCUGAAUGCGGUACAAAGAGGGUUUGCCCAAAAGUUAACCAGGGCUUACCGGACUGUCUCUCUAAACUCAGCACUCUUACUGGCUGGCAUCCUACCUCUGGACCUCAGAAUACAAGAAUCAGCGGCCUUGUAUGAGGCCAGAAAAAAGGUGCCACCACUGAGUCUGAGAGACGUAGAGAUAGAGAAGGUUGUUGCAUAUGCCGAGGCUCCCCACCCGGCCAUGCAUAUGAAACUGGAGUUCACCAACCUGGUAGACCAGCAACAGGUCGAAACCCAUAGCAACCAUGCGGUAAAUAUCUACACUGACGGUAGCAAAAUUGACGGCAAGGUUGGUGCUGCGCUAUCAAUAUGGGAUGGCGCAGGCCAAAUCAAAGCUAUCAAAUUGAAGCUGUCGCCACACUGCACAGUUUACCAGGCGGAACUCUUGGCCAUAUGCAGGGCCACCAGGGUCAUCAAGGACCGAAAGGAGGAGAGUUUCGGCAUAUACAGUGACUCCAGGUCAGCCCUGGAAACUAUCGCUAACAACUACGCACCCCACCCUCUAGCCGUUGAAACUCGAUGCAAUUUGAACCAGUGCAAAUUGCAGAACAAGCAGGUGAGCCUGUUCUGGAUCAAAGCGCACGCGGGUCUAGAGGGAAAUGAGCAGGCAGACGCGUUAGCUAAACAAGCAGCCAAAGACCUGAAGUGCAAACCCCACAAUGAUCAGUGUCCGGUUUCAUUCGUCAAGCGACUAAUCCGUAUGGACUCGCUUGAGGAAUGGAAUCGUAGAUACAAGUCAGGCACAACCGCUUCAGUAACGAAAAUGUUCUUCCCAGACGCAGUGGAAGCGUACAAACUGGUCAGGAAAAUUAAACCAGCCGGAAUCCUAACACAGGACCCGCAACUCGACGCACUAAGGGUCUCCCGCCCCUCGUGCGCCUGUGACUCCAGGGCCCCUUUGAGGCAGGGGUUACCGUAG
Plutella xylostella (diamondback moth) is the source of this 1014-nucleotide messenger RNA. RefSeq lists its product as uncharacterized. The record is from RefSeq and is a predicted model, not a curated record. Gene Ontology annotation, molecular function: RNA-DNA hybrid ribonuclease activity; nucleic acid binding. NCBI's taxonomy places the organism in Eukaryota, Metazoa, Arthropoda, Insecta, Lepidoptera, Plutellidae. Gene Ontology annotation, biological process: DNA replication, removal of RNA primer.